Messenger RNA from Otolemur garnettii (small-eared galago), 1509 nucleotides. RefSeq names its product leucine rich repeat containing 28 (gene LRRC28). The transcript is spliced from 10 exons. The record is from RefSeq and is a predicted model, not a curated record. Lineage: Eukaryota; Metazoa; Chordata; Mammalia; Primates; Galagidae. Gene Ontology annotation, molecular function: protein binding. Bases 152 to 1270 code for a protein of 372 amino acids.
CGCCCGGCGCGCCCCCUUCCCCCGCCUGCUGUCCCUCCGCUUGGGGUCCAGCGCGGCUGUGCUCUGAAGCGCUGGCUCUGCUGGCACUGAGAAAUGGACCAAUUUUGACAAGAUGUAGUGCUGCAGAGUGCCUAAUGGGAUACAUUCAGUCAUGGCAUCUGAACUUUGUAAGACGAUCUCUGUGGCAAGGCUGGAAAAGCACAAGAAUUUGUUCUUAAAUUAUAGGAAUCUGCACCAUUUCCCAUUGGAGUUACUGAAAGAUGAGGGACUGCAGUACUUGGAAAGACUCUAUAUGAAAAGGAACUCCCUUACAACCUUGCCAGAAAACCUUGCUCAGAAGCUUCCAAACCUUGUGGAACUUUACGACGAUUGCAGAAAGUUUCCACUAGAGUGUGCUAAAGAUACUUCAGUGGCCAUUGGGUCCCUUGUGAAACUCCAGUGUCUGGAUCUUAGUGACAAUGCCUUAGAAAUUGUUUGCCCAGAAAUUGGUCGUCUGAGGGCUUUACGUCAUCUUCGAUUAGCUAAUAACCAACUGCAAUUCCUACCUCCAGAGGUUGGCGAUUUGAAGGAGCUGCAGACACUAGACAUUUCUACCAAUCGUUUGCUAACUUUACCCGAGAGGCUUCACCUGUGCCUUUCUCUGCAGUACCUCACUGUGGACCGAAAUCGUCUAUGGUGUGUGCCGCGCCAUCUCUGCCAGCUGCCCAGCCUCAAUGAGCUCUCCAUGGCUGGAAACCGUCUUGCAUUUUUGCCACUUGAUUUAGGUCGAUCUCGAGAACUACAAUAUGUGUACGUGGAUAACAACAUUCACCUGAAAGGCUUGCCAUCGUAUCUGUACAAUAAAGUCAUCGGCUGCAGUGGCUGUGGUGCUCCCAUUCAAGUUUCCGAGAUGAAGCUACUUUCCUUUUCAUCAGGGCAACUAACUGUUUUCCUCCCAGCCGAGGUGAAGGCCAUCGGGACAGAGAAUGAUCACGUCCUGCCUCUGCAAGAGCUGGCCAUGAGAAGUCUGUAUCACACCUACCACGGCUUUCUGAAAGAUCUGAACUUUCUAUCUCCCAUCUCACUACCCAGAAGUCUCCUGGAGCUGCUGCACUGCCCCCUAGGGCACUGUCACCGGUGCAGCGAACCCAUGUUUACCAUCGUCUACCCCAAGCUCUUUCCCCUGAGAGAGACACCGAUGGCAGGGCUGCACCAGGGGAGGACAACGGUUAGUUUUGUGGCUUACUGCUGCUCCACCCAGUGUCUGCAGACUUUUGACCUGCUGAGCUGAUGAACGCUGAGAGCCUUGGGAGGACUGCCAGCUCAGGACUGCCAGCUUAGCACUGCCCCGCCUGUGCGUCAACUGUGCAUUGGGGUGGGAGAGUCUAGCCAGGCUGACACAGGCCUGUCCACCCUGUCCUGUCAAACACAGGGGCACUCCGGAACUCUCUGGAAAUGUCAUAAUUGAGCUUCAGAGCUGAAAUGCCUUCACCCUUCCCCCAAGUUGGAAUAUAUCCUCCCUCAAACUAA